This is a messenger RNA of Cladocopium goreaui, 2568 nucleotides long. The record is from the annotation of a GenBank genome assembly. Lineage: Eukaryota; Dinophyceae; Suessiales; Symbiodiniaceae.
AUGCUGGGCCGUGCUCCUUGCCUUCCCUCUGGUGGUCCGUUUUGGUUGGCUGUGCUCCUGCCCAAAUCCUCCAAAACGGACCUCGCCAGCUUCGUCUGCUUGGCUGGGAGCCCAGCCAAGCAGACCAAGCAGGUCCGUUUUGGAAGAUUUGAGCUGCUGAGCGGCCAAAACGGACCACCAGAGGUCCGUUUUGAAGGAUUUGGGCUGCUGAGCGGCCAAAACGGACCUCCAGAGGGAGAGCAAGGAGCACAGGUGGCGAGGAGCACGGCCAAGCAGACGAAGCUGGCGAGGAUUCGGGCUGCUGAGCGGCCAAAACGGACCACCAGAGGGAGAGCAAGGAGCACAGCCAAGCAGACGAAGCUGGCGAGGUCAGUUUUGGAGGAUUUGGUGGGCUGCGCCAGAGGGAGAGCAAGGAUUCGGACUGCUGAGCGGCCAAAACGGACCACCAGAGGGAGAGCAAGGAGCACAGCCAAGCAGACGAAGCUGGCGAGGUUCGACUUCUUCAAACCCGUGGGAUGGUUCCACAUGGGCCCAGUGGUGGAUGGGAAGUAUAGCAUUGAUGCUUACAUGAACUGCGUGGAUGCAUGCUACCAGACCCUGAAGCACAAGAUGAAUGGCAGGCCCUUGCUGAGCAUCACUGACUACAACGUCUUCCACACAGGUGGAGGCUAUCACGUGGUGAAGAAAGCGUUCGAGCGCUGCAUUCGCGCGGAGGAUCCCAAGACCAAGGCGGAGGUUCGAGAGAAGUACGUGCAAGAGAAGCUGCUUCCCUCUGUGAAUCUCUUGAAGAUCAUCGGGCCUUGCCACACAGUGUCGUCUUUCUUGAACAUCAGUUCAGUGGUGAUGACCAAGUGGGAGGAGGCCUUGGGUAAAAUCCUCUUGGUCUUCACCUACGGUUCCGGCUGCGCCAGUUCGAUGUACCAGCUGCGUUUCGACGACAUGGCCUGGUUUGAUCCACUGGCUGUGUGGAAGGUGAAGCAGUUCUACCGAAAUGCCAUCCAUGUGUCGCCGGAUUUGCGACUUCAUCAGGUCUACAUUGACACCUGGAUGAAGUUCGACUACAGGCCCCACGGGCGCAUCUCCUUCGGCUUUGGCUACGACUCCUACGAGCUGGACGCCUACUACCUGUUGGAGAUUGAUCCCUGGGGCAGACGGUUCUACCACCGCGGCGGCAUGCGCACAGGCCCGAUGAACCGAAAGAUCAUGAACUCCACGGCCUUGAACUACGACAAGGUGGAGAAUCGCCACACGCGCGAGCAUUUUGGGCAACUGCCGCCCAAUGGGGAGGCUUGGGAGAAGCAGGAGAACAAGGAAGAGAAGGCGGCUCGCUCCCUGGAGGACACCUGGAGGGAGAUCGAGCACGAGAUGACCUUCGAACCGGAGGUGGAGGUCGAUGGUGCACCGUCGGUUGUGGCCGAAAAGGUGUCGCAGGGGCGCACCGUGGUGGUGCGUGAGAUUGGCGCACCAGAAGAUGAUGACGAUGAAGAAGGAGCUGAGACCAGCUACCAGAUUGUGGGUACCUGGACGGCCAUGCGGGAACCGCAGCAGAUGAGCAAAUCUGCCAGCGGAGCGUUUACGUACGAGGUCACCUUGGGUCCCAAUGGUUGGGAGCAGUUUUACCUGCUCCGGAACAACAGUUGGUCCAAGAAGAUCUACCCCGCCAUGCACAAGUCCUGGAAGGAUAUGCCCUGCGUGGGACCUCACAAGGGCCGAGAACGGCAAAUGUGCUGGCAGCUCAGCGGCCGACCCGGCUGGGAUCUGCCCGGCGAGGACGAGGCUCCAGUCGGCAGCAGGUUUUGCAUCACCUUCACUCCUGGGCAGGUGAAACGCCUCACCUGGGAGAAGCUCGAAGAGGAGCCACAGAAGAUGCUAGACGAUGCCACGUAUCAGAUCCUGGGCUCGUGGAGUUGUUUCGACCCACAGGAGAUGACCCCCGAUCCCAGUAGGCCGGGAGUGCACACCGCAGAGGUGCAGUGCAACAGGCUGGGCCUGAAGUUCCACUUCAUCCGGAAUCAGGACUAUUGUCAGAACCUGGCGCCAGUGGUGGAAGAGGGCUAUGGCACGUUGUACAGCGCCGUUGCUCCCAUCGGCCAACAGAAUGCUGGGAGGCUGUGGCAGAUCGAGGCUCAAGACGGCGAGGUCUACCGCAUCGAGCUGCAUCGAAGCGUGGACGAUCCGUCCGACAUCUCGGUGCGGUGGCAGAAAGUGGACUCCAGACCCAGCCAGGCGGUGGAGGAUCGCUACUUCUUAGUGGGCAGCUUCAAUCGUUGGGGCUACGCCUUCGAGCCCUUCGAGCUCACCUUGACUGGUGAUGCCUUGGAAGCUGAGGUGCAGGUGCAGUCGCUGCCGCUGAAGUUCCAAAUCAUCGAAAACAUGGCGGAGGACCAGCGCCUCUACCCCGAUGACAAGGAUUGCGGCAGUGAGGAGCACAACGUCUGUGGCCCCGAAGCGCAAGCGCGAGACUGGUGCUGGAGCCUCGGCAGUAGCGUUUGCAGCGUGGGGGACAGCGUCACAGUCUCCUUGCAGCUUCAACCGGAAAAGAAGGUUACCUGGAGAAAGGCUGAAUAA